Fusarium graminearum PH-1 is the source of this 1333-nucleotide messenger RNA. RefSeq lists its product as uncharacterized. Bases 1 to 1065 code for a protein of 354 amino acids. The record is from RefSeq and is a predicted model, not a curated record. Gene Ontology annotation, molecular function: oxidoreductase activity. The transcript has a single exon. NCBI's taxonomy places the organism in Eukaryota, Fungi, Ascomycota, Sordariomycetes, Hypocreales, Nectriaceae.
AUGCAGCCCGCAAACGAUCUCAAGGGCAUCAUCUGCCAGUCUCCACCCGUCGACGUGAGCAAGCCCUACGACGCUUCAACUCUCAAGGGCAAGACAAUUGUUAUUACCGGAGGUGCCAAUGGACUGGGAUCCCACAUGGUUCGUGAGUGGGCUUCCCACGGUGCGAAUAUCAUCAUUGGCGAUGUUGCCGAUGCAGCUGGCGAGGAGCUUGUAGCUUCCCUCACAGCUCAAUAUCCAGACUCGGCCUUUGCCUUCCAACACUGCGAUGUCACCGAUUGGGAGUCUCAAGUCAGUCUGUUCGAGACAGCUGUUCAUGUCAGCCCCCAUGGCGGAAUCGACAUUGUGGUUCCCAACGCGGGCAUCAUCCUCCCUGAUGUUUCGAUGCAGUUCGAGGAGCCUGUUCUCAAGAAUGGCCGUCUUCCCAAGCCCGACACGAAGCAGUUCGAUGUCAACAUCACCGGUGCUACCUACACCACUCACCUCGCCCUCUACUGGUUGCCUCAGAAUGGAUCUUCUCCUCGUGAUCGCUGCCUUCUCCUGGUCGGCUCACUCGCUUCCCUCUGCCCCUUCCCCACUCAGACCAUGUAUGCGAUGAGCAAGCAUGCCAUCCUCGGCCUUUUCCGCACUCUUCGUUCGACGUCCUUCCGGAGCGGUGUCCGCGUGAACAUGAUCACGCCUUACUACGUCUCAAAGUCCAACAUGCUCAAGCUGCCCGUCGAAGUGGCCUUCCUCUCUGGCACAGCAGGCGGGGCCAUGAUCGAGGAUGUCAUUGACGCUGCCACACGCCUCAUUGCCGACGAAGAGAUUGCCGGCCGUGCUCUUUGCAUUGGUCCCAAGCUCAAAUCGGCUGGCGUCGAGGGCGUCGAGGACGAGGACGACUUCAUGAUUGUCCAGGAGCAUGAGAACAACGGACAGGGCCGAGCCGUGUGGGAAUGUUAUGCUGGAGAUUUUGACAACACUGAUGCAUUCACGAAGCGAUACAUUUUGUUGCUGAAUGCAGCUGAACGAGUCAAGGGAUGGUUUGGUAUCUUCACUGACAUCUGGGGCAUGCUUCGUCGCAAGUAAGCAAUGGGCGAUGGUCGGUGAUGAUGCCGAUAAUGAUCACGUUUUUUUCGAUUCUUUAGAGUGACCUUGGAAAAAUGUCUCAAGGCCUCCUUUUUUUUUUUUUUUUGGAGCGUUUGGUAGCUGUUCUGAUCAUGUGGUAGAUAUUCGGGUUGACGCGUCGGAUUCUGCGAGCCGGAACCAGUAACGUACAUGGGACAGGAUACAUAUGAUAGGGGCCCAUCAUGGGCAUUGCAACAAGUGUAGAUAGUCAAUGAAAUGACAUACACAU